Danaus chrysippus (African queen) is the source of this 1617-nucleotide messenger RNA. NCBI's taxonomy places the organism in Eukaryota, Metazoa, Arthropoda, Insecta, Lepidoptera, Nymphalidae. The record is from the annotation of a GenBank genome assembly.
AUGGUUAAAACGAAAUGGGGGACUUCGAAACAUAUCAAGGCAGACGUUAUUGUACUGGGAUGCAGUCUUCCAGGGAUUGUGACAGCACAUAAACUGAAAAAGAAAUUCGGUAACACCAUGGACAUAGUGGUUCUGGAUUUAGCUGGAAGACAGACAAAUUUAUCGAAAUGCAACGUGGCCUUCCAAGAAGAAGACGAAGAUGAAGAUGAGUGUGACAAUACAGGAGAAACAAAUGUUUUCACGGACAGUAUAACCAAACGUUACCUGUCUUUAUACGCGGGCGACUUUAAUAUACCUCUACCUGAUGCGAUUAUGGCACCCGAAAAAGUUCGUUCACCUCUAAAUAAACUCUUUGAACACAGUAACGGUACGACGGUGGAAUGUUUCACAGACUUCCAUGACUUCGAUUAUCUUAAUAUUUUGGAGAAAUUCGAGCUCAAUCAAUAUCAAAACCUACUGAACGAGUACAUGAAGGAUCUGUUCCAACAAAACAAUUAUGAUGACGAUUCAAAUAGGAAACGAUUGCUUUAUUAUGACCACACGACCAUGGAAACACAUAUUUGUAGCUCAUUACUGUUCUCAAAUUCGAGAGAAAUAAUGAGGAAUACCGUCAGGCUGGUCUGCGGGACUUCAGCAGAUAAUAUUUCUGUACUCUUUUAUCUACAUCAAUGCCACAGGUCAAACAAUUCAAGAAAUCUCUUAGAUGGAGAUAAUACAAAACUUCGAGAGAAACUCAUAGGUUAUUGUCGCAAGCGUCUAGCUUCUAAGCUGCAAAAGAGUGUCGCGAGCAUAACAUUAACAGCCAAAUCUAUAAACAAAAUCAGCUCGUACUCUGAUGAACAGGUUAUACUGAAAACUAUUAAAGGGGAUACAAAUUACGUCUGCAAUCUUUUGGCAAUGGCGGUGAAGCCGGACGAACUUCAUAACAUUGAAGUCGAAGCUCAACUGCUCUCAGAUCAGAUAAUGAAUAUAACGGCGUCUAUGAAACAGGGUGUAGCGAAAAAGUUUUUGGUGCAAUACGAGGAACAUUUCUGGAGGCGCGAAGGUUAUAGCGGUGACAUUUUAAGUGUCAGAGGACCGAUUCUAUGGGCCACUGAACGUCCUAUAGUUUCGUCGACAGGAAGCCUUGAAAGAUACGCAGCGUUGAUCGGAUAUCUUCGAGUUAAAGAACCUGGAGCUGAUUCCAGGGAGGCGGUCUUAAAACAAUUGGUUAGGCUGUUUGGAGACGAAGCGGCUGAGCCAAUUGGUUACAGAGAAACAAUCAUAGCCGAUACUUAUAUUCCAAGAUGUGGAGAUUUUGUCGCUUUGAGAAGAUUGACGCGACAAUCAAGGCCCAAGUUCCUGGAAUGGGGCGCGUUGGAUAUUUUUGGCGAUGGUGACGUGGCAUCAGCAUUGGAGGCCGGGCAUAUGGCUUACGUUCAUUUGUUAGGCUGUUUGCGCCCGCAGGCUCAAACCUAUGACGAUUUAAGUACAACCGAAUGGCCAACUAACUUAGGGUAUAGUCCAAUCAGGAAGUUGUGUUCCCAAUUGACGAUCACAACUAGUUUGCGCUACAUGGCCUUUACAGCGGCAGCUUAUAUAGGAUACCGUCUGUUACAGUCUCGCUUACGGAAGUAA